UUUGCACCGCUCGUAAAACCAUGAAGAAGAACAGUCCGCAGCCAUAACCUGAAAUCUGCUUUUGUCCGGACCUUUCGCCACAUCACAUUCUCUUUACACACACGCCGUGCUGGUUGUUCUGCUGUGUUUCAGCACCAUGUCGUCCACGGAGCGUACAGACCUGGGUCGGGCGCUCUGUAUCAUCACCGGGGCCUCCAGAGGCUUUGGCCGGACGAUAGCGAGGGAGAUGUCUCGGUUGGUGAAGCCGGGGUCGGUGCUCGUCCUGGUGGCCCGCUCCAGUGACGACCUGCGGGCUCUGCAGACGGAGCUGGCCGAGUCGGAGGAAGGGAGAAUAGGCCUGGUGGUUGAGUGUGUGGUGGCGGAUCUGGGUCAGAUGGAGGGACCGGAGAGCGUCGUCAGAGCGUCUAAAGACGCUUUGACUGAGGAUAUAGAUCACAUCAUACUGGUCAACAACGCUGCCUCUCUGGGUGAUGUGUCCCGCUACGCCAAAAGCUUCACCGACAUGGCAGAGGUGGACUCUUACUUGUCUCUCAAUGUCAGCUCUUCCCUGUGCCUCACCGCCAGUGUCCUGCAGGCUUUUCCACAGCGUCCAGGUCUGCGGCGCACCGUGAUCAACAUCUCCUCGCUGUGUGCCCUGCAGCCUUUCCGCUCCUGGGUGCUGUACUGCACCGGCAAGGCUGCCCGAGAGAUGAUGUUCAGGGUACUGGCAGAAGAGGAGCCGGACCUCCGGGUGCUCAACUACUCUCCAGGGCCUCUGGACACAGCCAUGCAGGAGGUGGCCAGAUCCAGAACAGCUGAUCCCAGCAUCAGGAAGUCUUUUUCAGACAUUUUCACUCAGGGCCAGCUGCUCACCUGUGAGGUGUCCUGUGCCAAGCUGAUGAAGCUGCUACUGGAAGACAACUACACAUCAGGAGCUCACAUCGACGUCUAUGACCUGUAGCCAUAACAUGAGUACUCAUAGCCAUUUAGCAUUGGGCAAGAUUAAUUAUAUGUGUGCCUUGAUUUUAAUUGAAUACUCAAUUAAUUUAUACCUUUUAAUGACUACAUUUAUAAGUGAAAAAGUUAAUAGUUGACUCAAGUUGCACUGUCAGUUUUUCUCUGUAGGUUGUAGCCUUCAGUUGUUAAACUGACCAAUAUGAGAGGAUGAAAUAUCAAACUGAUGUUCAUCAACAUCAUCUUAACCACUAGGCCCCUGUGAUGAAUAAAAGCUAGAACAGAAACUGUAGCGUAAGCUUAAAACUGUAAAUGAAAAAAACUAAACUGUAAAGAAACCACAAAUACAACCAAACCAACGUUAUAAACCAAAAAUGAGAAAUGAAGACUUUAAACAAUAAGCCAAAACCAUAUGCAAAAAACAAAAACUAAUUCUGAACAAAAAACACAAGAGAAACAAAAAAAGAAAACAGGAGUUACCUAAGCCAGGUUUUUGAUUCCCCACAACCUCCAUCUUUUCAUUUGCAUUAAUCAGAACCAGUCCAGACAAGUUGGGUGGGUGGGUUUCCAGUGUCAGUCACUUGAUAAGUGGCCUAUAGCACUCAUUGAGACCACUUCAUUUCAAAAUAGGACUAAAAUUGAAGACCAAAAUGAUUUUAAAUGUAGUCACAUCAAGUUUAUUUGUAAAGUGAGCGUCUCAAAGGGCGUUAAACGGCAACGGUUCCCCCAGGGAACCCCCAGGUUAGUUAAACUUAUCUGGAAGAGAAAACAAACUGUGUCUUGUAAACAUCACAAUUUAUAGACAGGCGUACUGGUUCAAUGUAGACCUACGGUACUUACUGUAGUGGUACACACAGUUUUCUUGUGCAAUGAGGGAUUAUUAGCAAUAUUUCAGGUGCACUCACUUUCAGUUUUACCUCCAAAUAUAGUGGUUUGACUCAGUGAUUCCCAACUAGGAUUACUUGUACCCCAGGCAGUACUUCUGCAGUUGCCAGGGGUUAUGUGGACAGAUUUUGGAUUAGCUCUGCUAAUUUGGAAAAACAUCAGUAUGUAAAACAGCCAAAUUUCAUAGCAGAAUCAAUUAAUUUCAAUGGAAUUGCUGCAAUCAGCUGAUUUACUCAGUGGGGCAAUUAAAUCCACACAUAUAAUUCACAUUGAGUUCAUCUUUGGUAAACUUGCAAAUUGUGAAUUUGCACCGCUGACCAAUAGCAGUGCCGACCUUUGAGGGGACAGAGAAUCAGAGAGUCCAAAAUGGAGGAAGCUAUCGUAGCUUUUUAGCUGUGUUGCAUUAUCCACUUUAUUCAAUCUCAUCUGUCGGAGUAUAAACUGACCCACAAAGGAGGAAUGGUUUGAGACAAGCUAUCAAUGGUACAAAUACGUCUUUUGAAUAAACUUGUUGAAGAUAUUGUCCCAUUGGUUGAUUUCAUGUAAUAUCCACCCUCACUUUGUGAUAGCAUUUAUUUAAUGAAGUGCUUGUAUUGUCAAACCGGUAGCCCCAAAACAGUUUACUGUAUGUUUAUGUUAUCAGUUGAUAUUGUCAUUUUGAAUGACCCCAAUCUGUGUCAUUCACUAGCAAGGACCACACCAUCAACAGAUGUGUUUAAAGUGUUUAAAUGAUUUAUUAACAAAAAUGAAAGGUAAUGAGCGCAGCUUGAACUUGUACUUCUUCAGUCUGUUGCUGUGUUGUGGGGAAGCUUCAGUGGGGAAUCCGCCAUAGUACCAUAGCUUUAAGGUGCCUUACUUGUGAUAUCUGUUAAAGUAUGUUAAUGAGAUGCUGAAUAGUUAGUUCUGAAUAGUUAGAUUAGUAUUAAUGCUGCUGUAAUGCUGAUGCUAGUCAUUUCAAUAUGUGAGACAAAAUGUGGUCGUGUUCCACUUUUUCACACAUUCCUCAAUGUAUGAUUUGUUAUUUUUACAUAAAUGUUGAUGGGAAAUUAUUGCUUUGUAUGUGCUUACCUCAAGCUGUUAUCCAAAUCAGUUUUGUAAAUUUGAUACUGUAUAUUAAAGAAAUGCAUUACUGAG
Messenger RNA from Siniperca chuatsi (mandarin fish), 2952 nucleotides. It is a transcript of the gene spra, whose product is annotated as sepiapterin reductase a. Gene Ontology annotation, biological process: tetrahydrobiopterin biosynthetic process. Lineage: Eukaryota; Metazoa; Chordata; Actinopteri; Centrarchiformes; Sinipercidae. Bases 137 to 940 code for a protein of 267 amino acids. The record is from RefSeq and is a predicted model, not a curated record. The transcript has 3 exons. Gene Ontology annotation, molecular function: sepiapterin reductase (NADP+) activity.